CCUUCAGGGAGUGGAGGAAAAAACAACAACUUUCUUGCAAGAAGUUUCUGCUAUCUAAGGAUGGGGCCGUGUCACCAGCACGUCACUACUUGCUCAACCAGUUUCUCUACUCCUCUUACUAAAAUAGCUGAGCCCCCAACACACAAUACUAUUCUCUCCCUAGAGCAGGAACUCUAGAGCACCUUUAAAUAACUAAUACUGCCAUUCCGACCUCCCACAGCAUCUGUGCUGAACCAUGACGGCCUUUAAAGGAAUAUGGACCAGGCAAUUCUGGACUUCUAUGGCUGGAGAAUUCUUAGCAGUGUUUCUUUUCUUGGUUGUUAGUUUAGGAUCUACCGCAGGGUUGAAUGAACCUGGUGCCAGUGAUACACACAUAGCCUUUUGCUUUGGACUAAGCAUAGCCAUUUUAAUUCAUUGCUUUGGGCAUAUAUGUGAAGCCUUUUUAAACCCUGCAGUAGCAGUGGCCAUGAUUUGUACCAGGAAAAUAUCAGUGGCCAGAGGAUUAUUUUACAUCAUUAUCCAAUGUCUGGGGGCUAUAGCUGGAGCAGGCGUUGUGGCUCUUAUUACACCACACGAUAAAUGGCCAGUUGGUGUUACCAAGGAACAUGACACAGUUUCACAUGGUCAGGCUCUUCUCGUGGAAGCGAUCAUCACUUUCCAGUUGGUGUUCACAAUUUUUGCUUCAUGUGACAAGAAGCGAAGUGACAUUAAAGUUCCCAUUCCUCUUAUCAUUGGGCUCUCGGUGACAAUUGGACAUCUUUUUGCAAUCCAGUAUACCGGAGCGAGCAUGAACCCAGCAAGAUCAUUAGGAACAAGUGUUGUAUUUAACGAGUGGGAAAACCACUGGAUAUACUGGAUUGGUCCAAUGAUGGGUGGAGUUCUUGCCAGUUUUGUCUACGAAUACCUAUUUUGCCCAGACCCGGAGCUCAAGCUACGAUUGCAGGCCAGUUUUCGAAAACCAGAGAAUGAAGAUGAAUCUGUCCAGCUCCACGUGACACCAGGAGGAGAAUACAACAAACUGGAAACAACUGCAUAGUUUUAUUAUUAGUUAGUGCUGGUCCCCCAUUACCACAAAAUACUUGCUUUUAAACAUAACACAUAUGUAUAUAUUGAAGAUUAAUUAGAAGAGACUUUCAUCACGUUUAG
This is a messenger RNA of Pelobates fuscus (common spadefoot toad), 1146 nucleotides long. Its product is annotated as aquaporin-4-like. Lineage: Eukaryota; Metazoa; Chordata; Amphibia; Anura; Pelobatidae. Gene Ontology annotation, biological process: water transport; transmembrane transport. The transcript is spliced from 4 exons. Bases 236 to 1036 code for a protein of 266 amino acids. The record is from RefSeq and is a predicted model, not a curated record. Gene Ontology annotation, molecular function: water channel activity. Gene Ontology annotation, cellular component: basolateral plasma membrane; plasma membrane.